CUUAACUCGACAUUUUCUGCACGCCUUGAAUGAAACAAGCUCGUUAUCCAUGGCUCCUACAGUUCAAACCAUCGCACUUGUUGCGGUUGGUAAUCUUGGGAAAUACGUUUGUGAAGCACUCGUCGUCGAUCCUCGCUAUGACGUCGUUGUAAUCACCAGAAAGAAGCAAGACUGGUUUUUGCAACGAAAUAUUCAUACAGAAGAGAGCGAUUACAGUGAGAGCAGCAUCCGGGCCAUAUUGGAUGCAAGAGGAGCUUCCACUCUAGUCUCUUUCCUGCAAGCUGCUGACAAACUCUACCUGGACCUUCACCAGGCAUGGCUUACUGCUUGUCUGCAAUCGAAGAGCUGCAAGAGGUUUAUACCGUCAGAGUGGGCCGGGAAUGUCGACGAUUACCCGCAGCUUCCCAAGUUUUACGCCGAAAGCAGGCUUCCAUUCCGCCGUAUACUCCAAGAAACAGUGGGCAUCGAGUGGACACUAUUCAACUGCGGUUGGCUCGUGGAUUACUUCCUUCCACAGCAUCUGACACGUAUGCCUGCGGAGCCAGAUACCGUUCCUAUCGAUGCCAAUGGGUGGCGCGCAUGUAUUCGGGGCUCUGGCGAUGAGUUGCAGUCUUGGACCUGGACCAAAGAUGUUGCAGCGGCUGUGGGUGAGCUUCUAGCUGCGCCGAGUUGGGAGUCGACGACGUACGUAACAGGCCAGUGGGGAACAUUCAAUGAUGUUGUCAGAUUGCUGGAAGCCCAUUACGGGCGCGAACUUGAAAAGACCUACAAGACGGUCGAGGAGAUAAUGGGGGCUGACGAUGACAAUCUGGACCUUUGGAUGAUUUCUGGCGGCGCCGCAUGCCCAAGGGAGAAGACGUUAAGUCAGCGAGAUCGGUACUUUAGCCGCAUCAACUUCGCUACAUUAGGCGAUCUGCUAAAGCGGCUCGAUUAGCAAUAUCGAGGAGCAAGGCUAGGUCUGCAGUAUUCAGCUGUCUGCAAGCGCUGGUAUUUGAUUUUCAUCAUCUCCAUACCAUAUGCCACUAAAUUUUGCAGGAUAGGCUAUGUGUGACCGCUAUGCUUUAAGGCGUACGCACUGUUUCUAGAUUACUGCUAGAUCGUGAGUUUAUUGAUGGAAGUAUCACAAAUUUGAUGAAACGGUGAAGGAGCGUAGAUCUUUUUUGGUGAUAGAUGUGUUGAUCGAAAGCAGAAAUAUUGAAGGAGAGGGCGUUGAGGUUAGAGGUGGGUAAGCGGGCUAGUGUAGAUCCGGUGAUUACUUCAUGUAGUAAGUGCCGGUAGGUCGGUGCAAGUAGGUUAAUCGCCAAGUGUCUGAAGGUGACUAAGGUUGAUUGAUAAUGGAUAAAGUUUUUAGUCAGGUGGAGAGCUGUAUCUAGAC
Xylaria bambusicola is the source of this 1375-nucleotide messenger RNA. RefSeq lists its product as uncharacterized. The transcript is spliced from 4 exons. The record is from RefSeq and is a predicted model, not a curated record. NCBI's taxonomy places the organism in Eukaryota, Fungi, Ascomycota, Sordariomycetes, Xylariales, Xylariaceae. Bases 50 to 934 code for a protein of 294 amino acids.